Rhagoletis zephyria (snowberry fruit fly) is the source of this 446-nucleotide messenger RNA. RefSeq lists its product as uncharacterized. Lineage: Eukaryota; Metazoa; Arthropoda; Insecta; Diptera; Tephritidae. The record is from RefSeq and is a predicted model, not a curated record.
UUUAUUUUAUUCAAAAUAGUAAAAUUAUGGAUGUGUUUUUAAAUGAAGAACUCUCAUCUGAAGCGAAAAAAGAUAUGCGACACGCAUAUUUGCGCGAGUGUGGUAUAACAUCUAAAAUGAACGAAAUAUUGCACAAACUAUUACAAGCGAACGUGAAGCCAGAAAAUCCUUUGGAUUUCAUACGGGAGGAAUUGGGUGAUAAACCUAUACCGGCUGAAGUUAUUGGAAAUAUGGAGCACGAGUUGGACGAUGCGCAACGUGAGAUUCGACGCUUGCGUGGUAUACUGAAAGAGCUGGGCAUUCAUAACGUGGAUGAAGAAUUUCAUGACGCGGAGGCUGGGCCAGAUGAGUUUGAAAAUGUAGCGAAUGAGUUCAACAAUUCGAUGAAUAUUGCGACUUCAAAUGAUGGGCAAGGGGAUGGACAACAUCAUCAACAACUUAGCUAA